This is a messenger RNA of Salvia hispanica, 2310 nucleotides long. Lineage: Eukaryota; Viridiplantae; Streptophyta; Magnoliopsida; Lamiales; Lamiaceae. The record is from RefSeq and is a predicted model, not a curated record.
UCCCCAAUCGUAUAUGUGAAUUAUGCGCGCCCCGAAUGUCUAUUUACUUAUUUAAAAUUAUUAUUAUUUUUCUUCUCAUAGCUGCUUUAUCUUUCAGUUUGAGGAAAGAUAUGAUUUUAAUAUGUAUUCUGAUUAGGCGCAUUUGUAAUUGAGCAUGGUUGUACUGUCGGAUUUCAUGUAGUUUUCGAUUGCAGCUAGGGUAUGAUGACAUGUUCUUUCUUUUAGGAUUUUUGGGGGAAAUGGGUAUUUUGAGAUAGGGAGUUGUAUAUAAGUGAAAAUGAGUAUCUGUUUUAGAUUUGGAGUCAACUUUGACUGAUUAUUGAAGUUGUAUGUCAUUCAAGUUGGAGGAAACAUUCAUGUGCGUAAGAAAUAUAGUAAUGUUUAAAAUAAAAAAAAAACAUUUUUGUACUGCAAAUAAAAUAUUAUCUGGAAACUUUGGAUUUGUUUCUGGGGAAUGGUGUUCAUACUCUAAAAAAAACAGAAUCUCACUCCUCAGAAGAGGAAACCACCCUCUAACAGUAUUGGUUUAUUUUAAUAUAUUUUUGGCCAGAAUGUAAACCGGAUGAUUCUCUUUCUGUCUAUCAGUUACUAGUAUUUCUUUUGCAUGUGUGUGGUAUGGUGAUAUUUGUUUAUCGUUACUGCUCGUGAUCAUUUAUUUAGUUACAUGAUCUUUGAUUCCUUGUCAUUGUAGGAACGGGUGAUCCAUAAUGUCUGAGAUAAAGUCAUCUGGGAGACCAUUUGAUCAAUUAUUGGAGAAAGUAUUAUGCAUGAAUAUACUUUCUUCUGAUUAUUUUCGUGACUUGUUGAAAUUGAAAACAUAUCAUGAAGUUAUUGAUGAGAUUUAUGUUACUGUCACACAUGUGGAGCCAUGGAUGACUGGCAACUGCCGAGGGCCUUCUACUGCUUUCUGCCUUCUCUACAAAUUCUUUCUUAUGAAGCUCACUGUCAAGCAAAUGCAUGGCUUAUUGAAUCACCCAGAUUCUCCUUAUAUUAGAGCAAUAGGAUUUCUCUAUCUAAGGUAUGUAGCCGAUCCAAAGACUUUAUGGAGUUGGUGUGAACCGUACGUAAAAGAUGAUGAGGAGUUCUCUCCUGGUUGCAAUGGCCGUAUGACAACAAUGGGUGCGUAUGUGAGGGAUUUGCUUCUUGGACAGUACUAUUUUGACACACUUCUUCCUCGUAUUCCGGUGCUGGUAUUGCGCACUGUUGUAGCCAAUCUUGAAAAUAUGAACCUGCCAUCUAAGCACUGUGGAGUUACUGGUGAGACCACUCGUGGAAGUGAAGAGACUGCAAGAAGACCACCUUCUGUCAAGGCUGCCCUUUCUGUCUCUUUCGGUCAACGUGCCCCUCAUCGGACAAUAACUAGGGAUUCAUCUCCAGUUCGGCGUACAGCUAAUCAUUCUUAUGAUCGAGGUAAUGAAUCAAGACGAUCUCCCCAAAAUGGUGAUCGGGAUCAUCCUGGAAGGGAGAGAGACAGAGGCAAGGAUAAGGACGACAACUGUGAUCAAGACAGAACCAGGGAUCGGCGGUAUAGAGACAGGGACGAUGAAAGGCGAAGAGAGCCGGAAAAAGGUAAGGAUAGGAGACAUGAUUAUGACAGAAGAUCCCAAGACACCUACAGAAGGAGUUAUGAUAGGAGGGACCGUGAAGACUACAGGAGAGAAGGCAGUUCUCGUCAGAGCAGAAGUAGGAGUAGGAGUAGGAGCAGGAGCAGGAGCCGGAGUCAAAGUCGGAGCACCCGUGAAUAUGGUAAGCAUAAUUUAAGUGGUCACAAUCCAUUUAGCCAUGAAAGUAAGGAGAAGAGAUCUGCAUCUAGUAAUCUGGCUGAGCUCAAAGAUCUGUAUGGUGUAUCAAGCAAUCAAAAGGAGGUGGCUGAGGCCUCGGAGGGUCGCCCUUACAGGCCCAGUGGUACCGAGGAGGUGAUCAGACUCGGUGGUUCAUCAUGGAGGUAAUGUGAUUUACUUGCAAACAUCAACUCUCUCCUGUGAAGGAAAUCACUUUCAGUUCGAUAUUCGUUGUUAAGUUAUCGCCACUGAUUCAUGACCGAGAAGUAUGGCAAGAGUGUGAUGCAUAAUCAAGUACUGUGUAAUGUAUUCAUGGCGUGAUUAGCAAAUGAAAGGGGAUAUGAGGCGAGAGAUCUUCGAUUAUGACGAUAAAAAAAUUUGGUAACGCUCUUUUCUCAGAUCUUUGCUUCUUGUAAUUUCAACUACUGUAUAAGCCAAUUUUAAACUGUAAUGUGCGAGUACUAUACCUAAUGAGCAAAAUCAGUUUGAACGAUGCUUUGUUUUUUAAUCUACAUUUAUGGUUCUCUCA